This is a messenger RNA of Papaver somniferum (opium poppy), 2177 nucleotides long. RefSeq lists its product as uncharacterized. The coding region runs from base 725 to 2032 and encodes 435 amino acids. NCBI's taxonomy places the organism in Eukaryota, Viridiplantae, Streptophyta, Magnoliopsida, Ranunculales, Papaveraceae. The transcript is spliced from 2 exons. The record is from RefSeq and is a predicted model, not a curated record.
AUAUCUCUGGAUGGUAAAUCUCUUGUCUGAAAUGAAAGCAGUAAAGUUAAUUCGUGUCAACUGCAAAUUGUACCGAUCACCAGGAAGAUAUCAAUAAAUUUCUUCUGUCAAUAGAGUGAGAGAGACGAAUAUCCAAAAAAAUAAAUUCAAAUCCGACCCAUCCGGGUUUACAAAUAAGUUAAGUUUUUUCCAAUUUCAAAUUUGAAUAAGUACUGUCAUUACCACCUCUGCGGUGUUUUUAGUGUUGAUAAAAAUGUCAGUGAAACAAGGAUAUUUUUUAGAUUUUUUAUCAUUUUCAUGUUAAAACCCCCCAUCACAUUCUUGUUUUUUGGAGCUUCAUCUCUCUCUAGUUUUUGAUAAAACCCAUUCAGGAAAAGUCUUCAACUUCAAGUUUUUAAGGCUUUUUUCACAACUUUAGUGGGAUUUUUAAGUCUAAGCAACCAUUGUUGUCAGUGUUUUGAAGCUUUUUCUGCUCAUAUCUUUUAGAGUUAGAUUUUGUUUAUUUGUUAAGUUUGUAAGUGACAAAGGGUACACUAAGAAAAGAAACUCCAAGUCAUACUAGUCUAGUACAUACAUAUGGUAAGAAAGUUUGUAAAAAAGCUGUAACUUUCCCAUUCUAAUGGAGAAUAUAUAGAAAGUUAAAAGAAGUUCUUUUCAGAGCAAUGGGAGAAAUGGGGCUAUCUUAAAAUCAGCAAAAGUUGGAGAUUUCUACUACUGCUGAACCAUGAAAAGUUUUGGGAAAACACAGAAGGAAGUAGUAGUUGAAGAAGAAAAGAAGAAGAAAUCUCCAACUGUUUGGUUUUCUUUGAAGAAAUCUUUACAAUGUAAAUCUGACCCAGCAGAUGUUUUUGAUCCAAAAACAGCUAGGAAUGGUAAUUUUAAUAACAAUCAGAAUGGUGGGUUGGCUUCAAUCUUGACAAAGAGAACAAGUAGGUCUGGUUGUUCAAGAUCUAUAGCAAAUCUCAAAGAUGUUAUUCAUGGAAGUAAAAGACAUUUGGAGAAACCAAUUUGUAGUCCAAGAUCUAUUGGGAGUAAUGAAUUGAUAAAUCCAUUAGCACAUGAAGUAAUUCUAAGUGAUUCCAAGUGUGAAUUGAAGAUUACUGGUUAUAAUGGAGGAUUACAUGAAGGAAAUGGUGGUGGUUCUGGUUCUGGUUUUGUGGGUACUCUUACACCUGGUACACCAGGUCCUGGAGGAACUUAUUCAUUUAAAACCCCAACAAGAAAAUCUUCUACUUUUUACUCUGAUAAAGAAGGGUUUGGAGGUUCUGCUCCAAAAUCCAGAACUUCUCUUGACAUAGAUUCUAAUGGGUCUUCUUCUGUUACUUGCCAUAAAUGUGGAGAGAAAUUUGGGAAAUGGGAAGGUUUAGAAGCACAUCAUCUCUCCAAACAUGCAGUUACUGAACUCGUGGAAGGAGAUUCGUCUCGCAAGAUUGUAGAAAUAAUUUGCCAAAUAAACUCAUUCAAAACCGAGAAUAAUUUGACAAGAAUUGAGAGGGUUUUGAAGGUCCACAAUAUGCAAAAGACACUAGCUCGGUUUGAAGAAUACAGGGAGAUGGUGAAAGUUAAGGCCAGCAAGCUCCCAAAAAAACAUCCUAGAUGUCAAGCUGAUGGAAAUGAACUAUUAAGAUUCUACGGCACAACAUUGGCUUGUUCUCUCGGUAUGAACAGUUCAUCCAACCUCUGUGUAUCAGAAAAAUGCAAUGUAUGUCGGAUAAUUAGACACGGAUUCUCCGUUAAAAAGGAGGUUAAGGGUGGUAUUGGUGUUUUCACAACUUCUACAAGUGGAAGAGCUUUCGAAUCUGUCGAGCUUUCUGAAGAAGAAAACUCAUCUUUGAAGAAGGCUUUGAUAGUUUGUAGAGUGAUUGCUGGCAGAGUUCAUAGGCCAUUGGAGAACUUCCAAGAGAGACUUGCUGGGCAGACAGGGUUCGACUCCUUAGCCGGAAAAAUGGGUCCUUAUUCAAAUAUUGAAGAACUAUAUUUACUUAACCCAAAAGCUCUACUUCCAUGCUUUGUGGUAAUCUGUAAACCCUGAAUGAAUGCUGUUUCAAAUGAUUUUUUUGGUAAACCUGUCUCUCUCUGGUCACAUGUCUUUAAAAUUCGCCAUAGUUAUAAUAUUACUACAUGCAUAGCUUGCAUCUAUGCCUCCCAAGAUCUGAUAAGCAAUGUCUAAAUGGUGA